AUUUAGGAGGAUAGGAGACCUUUGCGACCUGCAGAAAUCAAUAGAGCAGAGUGAAGCAGCACUAGCUGCUGCGCCUCGGGAUUCCCCCUAUCUAGCGCAUGUACAGAGUAAUCCGGGAACAGGGUUCACAAGAAGGUUUGAGCGGAUAGGAGAAAUUCGGGACCUCGAAAAUGCCAUUGAGUACAGCCGAGAUGCACUAGCUUCGACCCCUCCGGAUCACCCCCACCGAACAGGGAUGCAUAACUACCUAGGAGCCAGUCUCGCUACGAGGUUUCAGCGUAUAUGGGAGCUCGACGAUCUUCAAAAUGCCAUUAAACAUUGCUAGCACGCUCUAGCUGCCACACCUCAUGAUCACCCUGGUCGAGUCAGCAGACAGACUAACCUGGGGGCCUAUUUAUCCCUCAAAUUUGAGCGUAUGGGGGACCUUGAUGACCUGGAAAACUCCAUUAAUCAUGGAGAAAAUGCACUGGUUGCCACAUCUCAAGAUGACCCCCAACGAGCACUCCUAUAUAGCAACCUUGCAUCAAGACUCUGUAUGAAGUUCGAACGGACUGGAGACCUUGUCAGCCUUCAGAAAUCCAUCAAAUACUCUGAGGAGGCGCUAAAUACUACACCUCAUGCUCACCCCGGUUGAGCAGUGAGAAAAAGUAGUUUAGGGGGCAUGUUGGCCAGAAGGUUUAGGCGGACAGGAGAUAUAGAUGGCUUUCACAUAGCCAUCAAGCACAGCGAACAGGCUCUGGCUACUACACCUCAGGAUCACCCCGGACGACCGACAGUGUUUAAUAAUCUGGUAGUAGAGUUCUUCCAGAAGUUUCAGGAGUUGGGAGAUCUUGAGGAUCUCCAGAAAGCUAUUACGCACGGAGAUCAGGCUCGAGCUGCUACCCCUCAAGACCACCCCAGGCAAGCAUCCUCGUGCCUCCACAUGGGUCAAUGCUUAGAAUUAAGAUCCAAGAUUCUAAACUGCAGUGAGGACAUAAACGAAAGCCUUCCACUGUACCAGGAGGCUUGUGAUUGUCACACAUCACCUCCCAGGGAUCGGAUCAGCGCAAGCCGCAGAGCAGCUUCCAUACUAUUUUCAACCGGCCAGUUUCAUGAAUCGAGUACAUUGCUCGAGCGAGCGGUCGGCUUGAUGCCAAGUGUAAAUCUACGAUUAUUAAACCGAGACGAUCAGCAGCAUAUACUCUCGGACCUUGAGGGGCUCUCGUCAUCGGCUGCGUCUAUGGCUCUUUGUGCUGGCAGGGAAGCCUACCACAGCCUUCAGCUUCUAGAGCUCGGUCAAGGAAUAAUUAUGGGAUUUACAAUCGACUCAAGAUCCGAAUUUUCGGAACUUGAAAUGGACCAUCCGCUUGAACUCCGCCAAUUCAAUCGCCUCCGUGCUGAGAUAGACUCGCCAAUAGAUGGAAUAAAUGGCGCAAGCUUCGAGCCGCCCGAUCAAGCCCAAAAUCGUGUUGGAUCCAGGCAUUGGGAUGCGGUAAAGCAGAUGGAUGUAAUUCUGGAUCGCAUCCGGACGUUCCCCGGAUAUUGCGGGUUCCUGCUCCCACCACCUCCGGAGGAUCUGAUGAAACUAGCAGAAAUUGGCCCCCUUGUUGUCGUCAACUGCACUCCCUAUAGGAGCGACGCCAUAAUCGUAACCACAUCAGGGAUAACUUCCUUAGAACUUCGAAAAUUAAAAUACGAAGAGACAACCCGCUGGAUGACUCAAUUUGGUGGUUUCGGAGCAGGAGGAAGUUAGAUUAAACGACGUCAGGAUAACAGGAAAAUGAAAGACCUCCUAAUUUGGCUAUGGGAUGCCGCCGUUGGACCCGCUUUUGACGACCUUGAGUGCAGUGGGACCAUUAUCUGUAAUGGUGCUUCUGAUACCAAUUUGAACCGGAUUUGGUGGAUUGGAAUAGGGCAACCAAGUAUGGCCCCUUUCCAUGCGGCUGGGGAUCACGCGUUAGGAUCAACCAGUAACACUUUAAGUCGAGCCAUCUCCACCUAUAUACCAACAAUCAAAGCCCUCAGCUAUGCACGCCAAACACAGCCACCCCUAUCCGGCGGAUGU
This is a messenger RNA of Tuber aestivum (summer truffle), 2044 nucleotides long. The record is from the annotation of a GenBank genome assembly. Lineage: Eukaryota; Fungi; Ascomycota; Pezizomycetes; Pezizales; Tuberaceae.